Molecule: messenger RNA, 780 nt
Organism: Anisakis simplex (herring worm)
Lineage: Eukaryota; Metazoa; Nematoda; Chromadorea; Rhabditida; Anisakidae
Source: the annotation of a GenBank genome assembly
AAUAAAUGUUCGCUGAUGGAAGAGGGUGUCUCAUGUCGGAUGUUCUCGGCAAUUGCCGCAGCACCUUAUGAAAGUCUAACGUUUGCGUUUGUUGGUAUCGCAAUCGAGCGUUGCAUCGCCACUAUCGCUUACAAACGCUACGAAAAAUGGAGGAUACCAUUGAUUGCUUUCGUUCUUGCACCUGUUACGUGGUUAAAUGUUGCGUUGAUCAUUCGUCGAUCGAUAAUCGGAUCAGAUGGAAAGGCUUACUAUCAACCGUACUGUUCAACACUAACGUCUGGUUAUGUGAAUUUUGCGAAGUUGUUCAGCUACAGUAUACCAGUGAUUGUAGCAUCGUUCGUUCUGUUCGUUUUGGUUUACGUCGUUUGCAAACGUAAAUUAAAAUUAUUUGUUGCGUCGAAAAUCGAUGAUUUAUCGUCACGAUAUCAAUUGGUUGAGAAUGUCAAAUCGACAAAACUAUUGGCUAUCUUAUCGUCUGUUUAUACCGUGCUCGUCUUACUAACACUGGGAUCUGUGAUCGCCAUUGCUUACUUGAAUAUUUCGGAUUUGCUUAUAUUUGCGGUCUUGAAGGAGAUUUCAAGUUUUUCAAUGCCAUUGUAUAUCAACAUUUAUUCAGUGAUAAUUUUUACCCAAUGCAAUUACAUUCGACAACGUGCUACGCGAUUGUUCACUCGUCGUAAUAUAGGCCAACUACGAAACGGUACUACAGUAGCACCAGCGGUCAGUGUUGCACAGCAUAUGUAUAUUCUUGAACGCAUGUGGUCUUCACCUUACAAAUAA